GGGCACACGGCGGUGUGGAUGGACCCAGGGUGACACGGGGGGUGUCGCACCCCACGUCCCCGCGGGACACAUUCCUCGGGGCAGGUUUUUCCGGCUCGGCCAUCGCCCCGGAUGCCCGGGUCCCCCCCGCCGGGGGGGUGUCCCCAGCGUGACUUUGCCGUUGUCACCUUCUCCUCCCCAGGUCACCGAGCGAUGGUGGCGGCGGCCGAUGAGUCGGAGCCCUGCGGGACCCCCGUGCUGAGGCGGGUGGUGGGGGGCACGGGGGCGCAGGCGGGACAGUGGCCCUGGCAGGUCAGCAUCGCCUUCCAGGGGCGUCACGUCUGCGGGGGGUCCCUCAUCGCCCCCGCCUGGGUCCUCACCGCCGCACACUGCUUCCCACCGGAGAACCCCCUCUCUGAGUACCGGGUGACACUGGGGACCCUGCAGCUCCUGUCCCCCCCCGCCGACGCCCAGGUGAGGCGGGUGGCCGCCGUCACCCGCCACCCCGCCUACCGCGACGGGGACGUCACCGAGGGGCAGGGUGACAUCGCCGGGGACCUGGCGCUGGCCCGGCUGGACCCCCCCGCCACCCUCACCCGCCUGGUGCGCCCCAUCUGCCUGCCCGGCCCUGCCGUCCGCUUCCCCCCCGGCACCAACUGCACCGUCACCGGCUGGGGGGACGUCCACACCGCCGGGCCCCUGCCGCCCCCCAAGACGCUGCAGCAGCUGGAGGUGCCGCUCCUCAGCCACCGGCGCUGCCGCUGCCUCUACGCGAGGACGGGUGACACGGAGGGCCUGGGGACACCCGCCGGGGACACCCUCUGUGCCGGCUUCCCCCAGGGACAGCGCGACGCCUGCCAGGGUGACUCGGGGGGUCCCCUCUCCUGCCUGGUGGGGGACGCCUGGCUGCUGGCGGGAGUGGUGAGCUGGGGGGAGGCCUGCGGCCUCCCCGGCCGCCCCGGCGUCUACACCCGCGCCGCCGCCCACGCCGCCUGGAUCGCCGCCGCCGUCCCCGAGGCCCCCCUGCGCCACCCCCACCUCCCCCCCUUCGCCGAGGACGACGUCCCCUGCGAGGACGGGGACCCCCUGGCGGCGCCCCCCGCGGCCUGGCCCUGGCCUCUGCCCCCCAAAGGAGGCAGCAGCGCCGCCCACCCAGCCGCUCGCCCCGGCCACCUCCUGCUGCUGCUGGGGCUCCUGCUGCCCCUCGGCCUCCGAUGAGCACCCCGAGGGGCUGGGGGCACCCCGAAGGGGCUGGGGUGGGGGGCACCCCCCCCAAGCCGGCACCCAAAAUGACUGGUGACACCCAAGAUGGGUCAUGGCGCCCAAGAGGGAUCACGGCACCCCCCAACUCGGCCCCCAGGAUGGCUGACAGCACCCAAACGGACUCACGGGACCCCCAACUCGGCCCCCAGGAUGGCUGACAGCACCCAAACGGACUCACGGGACCCCCAACUCGGCCCCCAGGAUGGCUGACAGCACCCAAAAACACUCAUCGGGACCCCCAACUCGGCCCCCAGGAUGGCUGACAGCACCCAAACGGGCUCAUGGGACCCCCAACUCGGCCCCCAGGAUGGCUGACAGCACCCAAAGGGACUCACGGGACCCCCAACUCGGCCCCCAGGAUGGCUGACAGCACCCAAAGGGACUCACGGGACCCCCAACUCGGCACCCAGGAUGGCUGACAGCACCCAAACGGACUCACGGGACCCCCAACUCGGCCCCCAGGAUGGCUGACAGCACCCAAACGGACUCACAGGACCCCCAACUCGGCACCCAGGAUGGCUGACAGCACCCAAACGGGCUCAUGGGACCCCCAACUCGGCCCCCAGGAUGGCUGACAGCACCCAAACGGGCUCACGGCACCCCCAACUCGGCCCCCAGGAUGGCUGACAGCACCCAAAGGGACUCACGGGACCCCCAACUCGGCCCCCAGGAGGGCUGACAGCACCCAAAGGGACUCACGGGACCCCCCAACUCGGCCCCCAGGAGGGCUGACAGCACCCAAACGGACUCACAGGACCCCCAACUCGGCACCCAGGAGGGCUGACAGCACCCAAACGGGCUCACGGGACCCCUAACUCGGCCCCCGCGACGGACCACGACCGCCACCCUGGCUCCGCGCGCCCGUAACGGUUUGUGGCACCCACCGUAACCCUGAGCCCCCCCAACUAGUCACCCACAUUGUCCCCCUCCCAAAUAAACCACCCGAGCACUCCA
Phalacrocorax carbo (great cormorant) is the source of this 2196-nucleotide messenger RNA. Lineage: Eukaryota; Metazoa; Chordata; Aves; Suliformes; Phalacrocoracidae. The record is from RefSeq and is a predicted model, not a curated record.